AUGGGCUCAAUAGGGGCCAAUAAUGCUGUGGCGGACCCAACUCCUCUUUUCUCGUCACGGGUGCAGAAAUGGGAGCCCGGUGCAAUCCGGAGCCUACUCCCUCUCGAAGCCCUUCCUGGCAUGAUCUCCCUCGUGGCAGGAAAACCCAGUCCCGAGACGUUCCCCAUUGCUGAGAUCGCCAUCUCACUCAAGGAUACUCCAGCCGGGACAGGUAGGAUCGUGGUUGAUGGGGACGAGCUCAACCAGGCUCUUCAAUAUGGUCUUCCUCGAGGAAAUGCCCAGCUAAUCCAGGUUUGCUCUGUCCCUUAUGGUUCGAAAGUCUUCAGAGGAGCGUCCACGGCCUCGAUGAGAACGGAGGCUGGUCGUGCUGCAUUGGCACAUGGAAGUCAGGAGCUCAUUCAUCGCGUCAUCCAGGUCUUCACUGAUCCUGGGGACCCAGUUCUUCUCGAAACGUGGGUCUCACUCCCUUUAGGCGUCGCCGGGUUCCUUCGCGCAGACGGACAGGAGCUUAUCCCGGUCUACUCUGACGCCCAGGGCCUCAAUCCGGCCAGCCUGGAGCAGGCAUUGUCGGAGUGGCCCGGAGACUCGCCGCGCCCCAAAGUCCUCUAUACAACCCCGACUGGGUCGAACCCAACCGGUCAAUCCUGCACCGAGAGCCGCAAGGCCGAGAUUCUCCGUCUGGCAAAGCGAUUCAAUUUUAUCAUCCUCGAAGACGACGCAUACUAUUAUCUCAACUACGGAGACGACAAACAGAGAGCGCGGAGCUAUCUCGCCCUCGAAAGAGACGUCAAUGGAGAGUCAGGCCGCGUCGUGCGUUUCGACUCGCUCAGCAAGAUCGUCAGUCCCGGCAUGCGUCUGGGGAUCCUCACAGCACAAGCAGCGGUUGUUGACAAGGUGGUGCGGAUCACUGAAAAUAUAAACCUUCAACCCUCCUCCACAACUCAACUUCUAGCCCUCUCUCUACUCCGCCACUGGGGUCAAGCUGGCUUCCUGAAACACUGUGCAGAAGCCGCCGAGGUCUAUCGACGUCGCCGAGACGUCUUUGUUUCUGCGGCGGAGCGGCAUCUCCAGGGUCGAGCUACAUGGGUGGUUCCAACGGCCGGCAUGUUUGUCUGGCUGGAACUUAAGUUGCCACCGGAAAUGGAUAGCUUCGAGCUUCUGAAGAGCCAGGGAAUGAAGAAUGGGGUUCUUGCUAUUCCUGGUGUUGCCUUCAUGCCUGGGAACGAGCAAACGUGCUAUAUCCGGGUGAGCUUCAGUCUAGUUCCUGAGAGAGAUAUGGAUGAGGCGUGUAGGCGGAUCGCGGGUCUAGUUGAUCGAUGUGCUUGCCAUUCCUAAGCUUAUUAUACUUUUGUUCGAUGGUUCUAAUACUAUUUUCCCGGU
Molecule: messenger RNA, 1380 nt
Organism: Aspergillus nidulans FGSC A4
Lineage: Eukaryota; Fungi; Ascomycota; Eurotiomycetes; Eurotiales; Aspergillaceae
Product: L-tryptophan:phenylpyruvate aminotransferase tdiD
Exons: 6
Coding region: 1-1335 (444 amino acids)
Molecular function (GO): L-tryptophan:phenylpyruvate transaminase activity; pyridoxal phosphate binding; transaminase activity
Source: RefSeq, a predicted model, not a curated record